Colletotrichum gloeosporioides is the source of this 2640-nucleotide messenger RNA. RefSeq names its product ATP synthase subunit delta. Gene Ontology annotation, molecular function: proton-transporting ATP synthase activity, rotational mechanism. Lineage: Eukaryota; Fungi; Ascomycota; Sordariomycetes; Glomerellales; Glomerellaceae. The coding region runs from base 1 to 2640 and encodes 879 amino acids. The record is from RefSeq and is a predicted model, not a curated record. The transcript is spliced from 5 exons. Gene Ontology annotation, biological process: proton motive force-driven ATP synthesis.
AUGAACUCCCUCCGCAUCGCGCGUGCGGCUCUCCGAGCUCGCCCUGCUGCCAUCCGCGCUCCCCUCCAGCGCCGAACCUAUGCGGACGCCAUCAAGCUGAGCUUGUCCCUCCCUCACCAGUCCAUCUACAGCUCCAAGGAUGUCGUCCAGGUCAACAUCCCCGCCGACUCUGGUGAGAUGGGUGUUCUCGCCAACCACGUCCCCUCCAUCGAGCAGCUGAAGCCCGGUCUGGUCGAGGUCGUUGAGGAGAGCGGUCCCAGCAAGCAGUUCUUCCUCUCCGGUGGAUUCGCCGUUGUCCAGCCCAACUCCGUCCUCAGCAUCAACGCCACCGAGGGCUACCCCAUUGAGGACUUCAGCGCCGAGGCUGUCAAGUCCCAGAUCGCCGAGGCCCAGAAGGUUGCCAACGGCAGCGGCAGCGAGCAGGACAUUGCUGAGGCCAAGAUCGAGUUGGAGAACAAGGACCCGGAUCCAACGCAGCUGCGUCAGACAGCAUCGACUGGACGCCUCCGGUCAAAAACCCGGGGCCAGCAGGACCAACUUGCUGAGGAUGUUGCCUCUCGGCAGUCACCAAGCCUCAAGCCGCGUCGUCUCUUCUCGAACAACUCUGCGUCUUCGUAUCAUUCCCAGGAAUCCGAGCUGACCACCCCCACGAUCCGCCUGCGUCACGCCCGUGAUAUCUUUGAAGAGUUUGGAAUCUCACGACCUUCCGGCUGGCUUUCUGACGACGACGAAGAGGAUUUCUCGCGCCACCAGGACGGUACCAACAGCACUCCCAGGCAUGUCGGCAACAUCUGUCACUCGUGCGGAGCGGUAGUAACGACCCGGACGUUCUGUGCCACAUGCGGCCAUUCGGUUUGCCCCCAGUGUUCCAGCGAAAUCCCUGGCGACGAGGAUGAUCAUCGACGCACGGAGAGCUCGGGACAAACAGUCAUAACCUCCCAGCAGCACACUUUCAAUGUGACUGAAGAGGAAUUUCGGUCUUCUUCCCACAAGGACAGCACUCAUUCGUCCAAGACAGUGCAAAAUGCUACAGUUGCUUCGCAAGCACUGAAAGACAAUCCCUUCAUCGUGGCGGACAAGAUGACAAAGGUCGUCACUGCCGAGCCCCGAGUCACUGAUGCCACUGCUCGCGGAGAGCAUCAGUCUCGAUUUUCAGACUGUGUUCCGCAGCAAAAUGACCUUUCCACGACUGCUGGGACUCACGGAGACUGCAGAAAUCCUGGGUGCAAUGCCAUACAUGCUGGCCACCAUAGCAAGCGUCACAGCAUUGCAUGCAUUGUGGGCCAACACACAACGAUGGAUGCUACUGACGAGCUUCAGUCUCAUGCUCCGCUGGAUGAUCCUGUCCAACGCAAGAUUGACAAUAUGUAUCAUCAUGCCGACGACCUGAGGCGAACACAGCAUAUCAUGGAGCAUCUCGCUGCAGGAUCCGCUGCGUCAGAGCAGCACCGCUCUAGCCAAGUCACGGACAGGGCAAGGACGUCCAGUGUAAUGGACGUCGACAGACUUCUGGCCAAACCCGGUAUCAACACGGUCAACCGCGGCAGGCUAAUCAGUUUCGACACAGCUGUUGCCGCAGAAAAGAAGAGCAAUAGGGCUCUCGAGCUUCGCGAAUGGGAGAGGUCUCAGUCGUUUGACGUCGAUCCGAUCAAGAGAAGAGCCUCGGAUACCCCGCCAAGUCCGGAUACUCGACUAUCCAAUCCUCCAGAAUGGCUGAGUCCAAAUCGAGGAUCCAUCACGAGCCAACGGGUCGUGACAGAGACCAAGAGCACACCCCAAAUGAGGUCUUCGAUUGAUCAGGUUGGCUCGGCCAUAACCGAGUCAACAGUCGAGUGGCCGAAGCUGAAGCGAGUGACGGUGACAAAGGAGACCGUGGAGGAAAAGCCAAAGGCGACGCUGCCAUGGAUGCAACGGCCCUUGCGCCGAGUCCAGAAAGAGGAAAACAUAUCCCAGCAAGCUCAAACACAACAGUCGACAGAAGUUGAGAAUUGGAGAUCUCAGCUUCGAAAGGUCGAGGACUCGCACCAUGGCGGCCGACAGCGAGCCGAGACUUGCAGCUCGUGCCACGAUGAAACAAGCUUACCGUCGCCUUCCUCUGUUGCUGAGGUUGUCGAUGUUGCUACCGACGCAACAAAAGAAGAGCCUCAGCCUCCGGCGCCUCUGAGUUCGAAACGUGUCGAGGAGGUCCAAGCCUCGACCUCCCACAAGUCAAGCUCCAGAACGUCAACAAGAGUCGAGUCAGAGACCAACACUCAGAUCUCACACACAGUCAAGGAAACUCACUCUGCCUCGGGUUCCAACGUUGUCGAAGAAGACAACAAGGCGAGCGCUACUCACGGCUUCGAACAUCGCGGACAGUCGAACGAGAUUGAGAUUCUCAGCCCAGCACCUGUGAUUUCAUCUGAACACACUUGCACCUGGAAGGAGCACUACUUGAGACUGACGUCAGAAGUGCGGCAGUUGAAGGCUGAGAUCAUGUCCAGAGAGAGGCUUGGAUCGUCUGGUGUGGACGUGGGGGUGAACGUCGGGCAGGGUGACGAUGAGCUGGGCGUUGAGGGUCUUACCAUUGUCAUGCAUCUGAAGGGGAAGGAUGAUCUGGUCAUCAAUACAGACUUGACCAGGGCGACUUCUGACGUUUGA